Molecule: messenger RNA, 10617 nt
Organism: Delphinapterus leucas (beluga whale)
Lineage: Eukaryota; Metazoa; Chordata; Mammalia; Artiodactyla; Monodontidae
Source: RefSeq, a predicted model, not a curated record
UUCCGGGGGGAGAUGGAGCCACGUCGGGGCCGCGCCUCGGGGGCCCCGUCGAGCUCCUCCAGCUAGAGCGGCCGGGACACUCGGACUGCUCCUGCGGGGCUGAGCAUCCAGGAGACCACGGGGCGGGUCUCUCGCCUUCCGCCUCCCCACCUCCCCGGAGCAGCCGGUCCUGCUUCCGACCCUUGCGCCCGGGGCGCGCACGUCGGGGUUAAACAUGACUCAGAUGAGCUGGUGCUUCUCCUGCGUGAUUCGAUGGAGCAAGUACCUCUUCUCCUGCUUCCUGCCCCUGCGCUUCUGCCUCCGCAGACAGCCAGAGGACCUGGAGGCCCCCAAGACUCACCACUUCAAGGUGAAGACCUUCAAGAAGGUGAAGCCCUGUGGGAUCUGCCGACAAGUCAUCACCCGGGAGGGUUGCACCUGCAAAGUCUGCAGCUUCUCCUGUCAUCGGAAAUGCCAGGCCAAGGUGGCUGCUCCCUGCAUUCCUCCAUCCAGCCAUGAACUGGUGCCCGUCAACACUGAAACUGCUCCAAAGAAUGUAGUGGACACGGGAGAAGGAGCCUUCCGGGGUGGAAACACACGGAAAAGCCUUGAGGAAGAUAGCUCCACCAGAGUCACGCCAAGUGUCCAGCCCCACCCCCAGCCCAUCAGAAACAUGAGUGUGAGCCGGGCCGCGGAGGACAGCUGUGAGCUGGACCUGGUGUAUGUCACUGAGAGGAUCAUCGCCGUCUCCUUCCCCAGCACAGCCAAUGAGGAGAACUUCCGGAGCAACCUCCGUGAGGUGGCCCAGAUGCUCAAGUCCAAACAUGGAGGCAACUACCUGCUUUUCAACCUCUCUGAGCGGAGACCUGACAUCACGAAGCUCCACGCCAAGGUACUGGAAUUUGGCUGGCCCGACCUCCACACCCCAGCCCUGGAGAAGAUCUGCAGUGUCUGCAAGGCCAUGGACACUUGGCUCAACGCAGAUCCCCACAAUGUUGUCGUUUUACACAACAAGGGAAACCGAGGCAGGAUAGGUGUUGUGAUCGCGGCUUACAUGCACUACAGCAACAUUUCUGCCAGUGCCGACCAGGCCCUGGACCGCUUUGCAAUGAAGCGGUUCUACGAGGAUAAGAUUGUACCCAUUGGCCAGCCAUCCCAGAGGAGGUACGUGCAUUAUUUCAGCGGCCUGCUCUCUGGCUCCAUCAAAAUGAACAACAAGCCCUUGUUUCUGCACCACGUGAUCAUGCACGGCAUCCCCAACUUUGAGUCUAAAGGAGGGUGUCGGCCAUUUCUCCGGAUCUACCAGGCCAUGCAACCUGUUUACACUUCUGGUAUCUACAACGUCCAGGGAGACAGCCAGACCAGCAUCUGCAUCACCAUCGAGCCCGGGCUGCUCUUGAAGGGAGACAUCUUGCUGAAGUGCUACCACAAGAAGUUCCGGAGCCCAGCCCGAGACGUCAUCUUCCGCGUGCAGUUCCAUACCUGCGCCAUCCAUGACCUGGGGGUUGUCUUUGGGAAGGAGGACCUCGACGAUGCCUUCAAAGAUGAUCGAUUUCCAGAAUAUGGCAAAGUUGAAUUUGUGUUUUCUUAUGGACCAGAGAAAAUUCAAGGCAUGGAACACCUGGAGAACGGGCCAAGCGUGUCUGUGGACUAUAACACCUCCGACCCCCUCAUCCGCUGGGAUUCCUAUGACAACUUCAACGGGCAUCAAGAUGAUGGCAUGGAGGAGGUUGUGGGCCACACGCAGGGACCCCUGGAUGGGAGCCUGUACGCCAAGGUGAAGAAGAAGGACUCCCUGCACGGCAGCACCGGGGCCGUCAACGCCACGCAGCCCACUCUGUCGGCUACCCCCAACCACGUGGAGCACACCCUCUCCGUGAGCAGCGACUCGGGCAACUCCACAGCCUCCACCAAGACAGACAAGACCGAUGAGCCUGCCCCCGGCCCCUCCAGUGCCCCUGCUUCCCUGAGUCCCAAGGAGAAGCGUGAGCUGGACCGCCUGCUCAGUGGCUUUGGCUUGGAGCGAGAGAAGCAAGGCACCAUGUACCACACACAGCAUCUCCGGUCCCGCCUGGCGGGGGGCCCUGCUGCGCCCUCCUCUGGCCGCCAUGUCGUCCCGGCCCAGGUUCACGUCAAUGGCAGGGCCUUGGCAUCUGAGCGGGAGACAGACAUCCUGGAUGAUGAGCUGCCCAACCAGGAUGGGCACAGUGUGGGCAGCAUGGGCACACUGUCCUCCCUGGAUGGGGUCACUAACACCAGUGAGGGGGGCUACCCAGAGGCCCUGUCUCCACUGACCAACGGUCUGGACAAGCCCUACCCUGUGGAACCUAUAGUCAAUGGCGGGGGAUACCCCUAUGAGUCUGCCAGACGGGCAGUGCCUGCCCAAGCUGGCCACCCUGCCCCCAUGCGACCCUCCUACUCUGCACAGGAGAGUUUAGCUGGCUACCAGCAGGAGGGGCCCCACCCAGCCUGGCCACAGUCAAUGACCACCUCCCACUAUGGCCAUGACCCCAGUGGUAUGUUCCGCUCUCAGUCCUUUCCGGAAACCAAGCCCCAGCUGCCCCCAGCUCCAGCCCGGGGCGGGAGCAGCCGGGAGGCUGUGCAGAGGGGCCUGAAUUCCUGGCAGCCUCACCCACCUCCUCGCCAGCAGGAAAGAGCCCACUUGGAGAGCUUCGGGCUCAGCAGGCCCAGUCCCCAGCCAUUGGCAGAGCCCCCCAUGCCUGGCCUUCCCGAGUUCCCGCGGGCGGCCUCCCAGCAGGAGAUCGAGCAGUCCAUCGAAGCCCUCAAUAUGCUGAUGCUGGAUCUGGAGCCAGCCACGGCAGCCGCCCCACUGCACAAGUCCCAGAGUGUCCCUGGGGCCUGGCCCGGCGCUUCCCCGCUCUCCUCCCAGCCCCUCUCUGGCUCUUCCUCCCAGUCCCAUCCACUGACCCAGUCCAGAUCUGGCUACAUCCCCAGUGGGCAUUCCUUGGGCACCCCUGAGCCUGCUCCCCGGGCCUCCCUGGAGUCUGUCCCUCCUGGCAGGCCUUACUCACCUUAUGAUUAUCAGCCGUGUCUAACGGGGCCCAACCAGAGUUACCGUACAAAGAGCCCAGCUGCCUCCUCCUCGUCUGCCUUCCUUCCAAACACCCAGAGCUCUCCGGGGCCUCAGCUGCCCCCAGUCUCUCUCCCUGGCCUCACCACUCAGCCUCAGCUUCCACCGAAGGAGGUGACUUCAGACCCAUCCCGAACCCCAGAGGAGGAGCCAUUGAACCUGGAGGGGCUUGUGGCCCACCGGGUAGCAGGGGUGCAAGCUCGGGAGAAGCAGCCUGCAGAGCCCCCAGCACCUCUCCGGAGGCGGGCGGCCAGCGAUGGGCAGUACGAGAACCAGUCACCAGAACCUGCAUCCCCCCGUAGUCCUGGGGUUCGCUCCCCUGUCCAGUGCGUCUCCCCAGAGCUGGCUCUCACCAUCGCUCUCAAUCCUGGAGGGCGGCCCAAAGAGCCCCAUCUGCACAGCUACAAGGAGGCCUUUGAGGAGAUGGAGAGAACCUCCCCGACCAGCCCACCGUCCAGUGGGGUGCGCUCCCCUCCAGGUCUGGCCAAGACACCUCUGUCUGCUCUGGGCCUGAAGCCCCACAACCCAGCCAGCAUCCUGCUGCACCCCACCGGCGGUCUUGGCAGGAAACAGCUGGCUCAUUCCAAUGGGGCAACCGAGGAGACAAUGGACUAUUUAGAAGGUCUGGGCAAACCGACGAGGGAUGGUGAAGCACCCCGCCACCGGGUGGCCCUCCUAGCAGGAGAGCCCCGGAGCUAUGUGGAGUCGGUGGUGCGGACGGCAGUGGCUGGGCCCCGGACUCAGGAUCCUGAGCCCAAGAGCUUUAGCGCCCCGGUUGCCCAGGCCUAUGGCCGCGAGACACCCCUGAGGAACGGGACCCUGGGAGGCUCCUUUGUCUCCCCCAGCCCCCUUUCCACCAGCAGCCCCAUCCUCAGCGCUGACAGCACUUCAGUGGGGAGUUUCCCAUCAGGGGAGAGCAGCGACCAGGGCCCGCGGACACCCACCCAGCCUCUGCUGGAUUCUGGCUUCCGCUCCGGCAGCCUGGGCCAGCCCAGCCCUUCGGCUCAGAGAAGCUACCAGAGCUCUUCUCCUCUCCCGACUGCGGGCAGCAUCUACAGCAGCCCCGACUACUCACUUCAGCCGUUCAGCUCCCUGGAAAGCCAGACCCGGUCUCAGUUCAGUGUGGCGGGUGUCCACGUGGCGCCUGGGAGCCCUCAGGCUCGGCACAGGACAGUGGGCACCAACACUCCCUCCAGUCCUGGCUUUGUCCGCCGGGCCGUGAAUCCCGCCAUGGCUGCCCCCAGCAGCCCCAGUUUGAGCCACCGCCAGGUGAUGGGUCCGCCCGGAACUGGUUUCCAUGGUAAAACGGUCUCCAGCCCCCAGAGCAGUGCAGCAACCACUCCGGGAAGCCCCAGCCUGGGUCGGCACCCUGGGGCCCACCAGGUUUCAAGCCUCCAUGGCAAUGUGGCCACCACUCCAGGGAGCCCCAGCCUGGGCCGGCACCCUGGGGCCCACCAAGGCAACCUGGCCUCCAGUCUCCAUGGCAACGCAGUAGCCAGCCCCGGAAGCCCCAGCCUGGGCCGUCACUUGGGAGGGUCUGGAUCUGUGGUUUCCGGCAGCCCCAGCUUGGACCAGCAGGUGGCCUAUGGUGGCUACUCCACCCCUGAGGACCGGAGACCCACGUUGUCCCGACAGAGCAGCGCCUCGGGCUACCAGGCCCCUUCCACGCCCUCCUUUCCUGUGUCCCCUGCCUACUACCCCGGCCUGAGCAACCCCGCCACCUCCCCCUCGCCAGAUUCAGCAGCCUUCCGGCAAGGGAGCCCGACACCGGCCUUGCCAGAGAAGCGGAGGAUGUCCAUGGGAGACCGAGCGGGCAGCCUCCCCAACUAUGCCACCGUCAACGGGAAGGUGUCCUCCUCGCCUGUCACCAGCGGCAUGUCCAGUCCCAGCGGGGGCAGCGCCGUCUCCUUCUCCCACACUCUGCCCGACUUCUCCAAGUACUCCAUGCCAGACAACAGCCCUGAGACGCGGGCGAAAGUGAAAUUUGUCCAGGACACUUCCAAGUAUUGGUACAAGCCCGAGAUCUCCAGAGAGCAGGCCAUAGCCCUCCUUAAGGAUCAGGAGCCAGGGGCUUUCAUCAUCCGAGACAGCCACUCCUUCCGAGGAGCCUAUGGGCUGGCCAUGAAGGUGUCUUCGCCCCCUCCGACCAUCAUGCAGCAGAAUAAAAAAGGGGACAUGACCCACGAGCUCGUGAGGCAUUUCCUGAUAGAGACGAGCCCCAGAGGAGUCAAGCUCAAGGGCUGCCCCAACGAGCCAAACUUCGGAUCUCUGUCUGCCCUGGUCUACCAGCACUCCAUCAUCCCGCUGGCUCUGCCCUGUAAGCUGGUCAUUCCAAACCGAGACCCCACAGAUGAAUCAAAAGAUAGCUCGGGCCCUGCCAACUCAACCACUGACCUGCUGAAGCAAGGGGCAGCCUGCAACGUGCUUUUCGUAAACUCUGUGGACAUGGAGUCACUCACUGGGCCACAGGCCAUCUCCAAAGCCACUUCUGAGACACUGGCUACUGACCCCACGCCGGCUGCCACCAUCGUCCACUUCAAAGUUUCUGCCCAGGGAAUCACACUGACUGACAACCAGAGAAAGCUCUUCUUCAGACGCCACUACCCCCUCAACACCAUCACCUUCUGUGACCUGGAUCCACAGGAGAGGAAGUGGACGAAGACGGAGGGAGGUUCCCCUGCUAAGCUCUUCGGCUUUGUGGCCCGGAAACAGGGCAGCACCACGGACAACGCCUGCCACCUCUUUGCUGAGCUUGACCCCAACCAGCCGGCCUCCGCCAUCGUCAACUUUGUCUCCAAGGUCAUGCUGAGUGCUGGCCAGAAGAGAUGAACUCCCCCCCCCCCUUGCCCAGGGCCGGGGCAGUGGGGAUGGGUAUGUGGGGAAGGGACCUGUGCAUCCUGACCAUCCUUGAAUCCAGAAGGAGGACUUUGGGCCAAUUUUGGAGAAGGAGAGAAGAAAGUGUCAUGUGGGGAGAGGGAAGUGAAUUGAGCGGGGAGGGGGAGAGAGAGAGAAAGAAGGAAAAAGAUGGAGGAGAAUAACUCGGAUUCCCCUGGGGAGAUGGAUACUGCAAAACCCCCAGAGCCUCCAAAACUAACCAGGUCCACCUAACUCCCCCUCCACCCUCUGAGAGGAUGGAACUCCUCAAGAGAGGCAGAAUGAACCUCUCUGGAGAUCCACAUUUUGGGGGGAAAUGGAAAAGCUCUUCCUUCCUAACCCAACUGUUUUGCAAGGAGAAAUCCUGUCAAGAGAAUCUUUUUCUGUCCACCUCUAGGGUAGAUCACCAAACCAAAAAGAGCCACCAUGGGACAUCCAGUGGUGGAACUUUUGCUUUUGAAAGUAUCUCAGACCUGAGGCCCCUAAGGUCUCUUUGCUCUGCCUCUGAUGUACAGUUUGUGGGUGUCUUUAUGGGGUGUAUAUAUGGCCACACCCACAUCCUCACACACUGAUUUCUGUUUGCCUCUCAGCUUGAAGUAGAAACAGGUAUACUUGUCCGUGUCCCCUGUGUUUGCACACACAAGUGCAUACUGUCCAAAGAAAGUUAGAGUCGGGGGUGACAGGGCAGCAGGGAGGGGGCAUAAGCCCCCUUCCCCAGGAACACCCAGGAUUGUGGGUAAUGGACGCUCUCUUGGUCCCUGCACCUGCUCUAACAGCCUUGGGUGCCGCCAACCCCUUCUCCUCAACGGAGACCCCCACGGAGUGGGUCUGGCCACGCUGCAACGUUACCCCUGAUCUGCCUCCACCAGGAAGCUGGAGCAAUGGUUUAGGAGAUGGGGACUUGUGUGUCCGGAGCUCUGGGGAAGAGAUUGCUCAGGAAGGGAGGCUGCUGAGCUCUAGGCACCUUCCCCGAGGCGUGUGGCCCAGCCUCGGGGUGGGCAGGUGGCUCCCGCCAGCUCCCAGCCCUCAGCCCCUUCUUGGGUUUCGUGCCCCAGACCAGCCUUUCUCAGACUUGCUUAUGUGCAUGUUGCCUUUUCGGGUGCUGGUGAUUGAGCCUUCCCGCUCUGCCCUGCCCUGUUCUGUCCUGCAGGGUCCCCAUGUGGGGGGCUUAUCCUGGGAACCUGCUUCUAUAAGCCCUGCUCGGCGAGGCCCAGGAGAGACCCCUGCAGUUCCUGUGCUCCCUCUGCAAGGGAUCGGGGGUCUGACUUUUGCUGGACCGCCCAGGGGAGCUGGUCAGUUCUGGGGGAGGCUGCCUGCACACCACAUCGCCUGCCUGCGAUACCAAAGCCUUGCCCUUCCCCCUUCUGCCUUGGUUUCCCCCCAGAGCCCAGCUGCCGUGGAGCAGAGGGCAGAAGGCGCAUAUUUAGGCCGAAGGGCUGAGAGUCCAGCUGGGUGAUUGGGCGCUCCCUGACCACCACCCAAGUGCUCUAAGCCAGACGGGAAAUCCACCAGGACUCCAUCCUUGAGUAGCUUCUUAAGCCUCUGGGUUUCCUAGAGAGAGGCAUUGUACUGAUAUAUAAAUAUAUAUAAUAUAUAUGUGAGACAUACUGACAGAAUCUGUAAGCUAAUGAAAUAUAAGAAAAGGUUAAAAAAAAAAGAAUAGGUAAAUUGACAAGAAGUAUUUAUUAUUUUCCCGUCUAGCUUUAUUGCCUCCUUGGCAUAAUCCAGUCCCCAUCCCUCUCUGUACCUAUAAGUGAAGCCUGAAAGGUAGGGGCCUUUAUCCUUGGAGCAAUCAGGGGUCUCCUUGCCCUGGCCUUGGCCUUCCCUAGACUCUGACUGGGGCUCAGCGGGGAGGGGGUGCACGUGUUCCAUCCCCUUCACCCCCCUUAUUUUUGGCAAGCUGGGCCCGGCUGUCAGCUCCCAGAGAUGAGGGCUUAGCAGCCCGCCUCCCUGCAGGCCCGAGCGGGUGUGUGAGCCUGCAGGGGACACGGGUGUGUGUGGUGGGCGUGGGUGACGUGUGCGUCUUGUAGUUUUUUUCUCUUCCAAGAAGUCGUAUCUGUGUGGAUGUUCUGUUUCAGGGAGUUGGAAAGGAGAGCGUCUGAAGAUGGUGGGGAGUAGCCCCCUGCUUCCCAAAGAUUGAAACCUUGUUCUUGGUGACCAAGACUCCCCCAAAGGGCUCUUCCUUCUGAGGCUUUCAAGCCAGACACCGCGGUUUCCCCUCUCUCAUUCCCUACCUAAGCCCAACUCUCUUCCCAGACAGAAGAGGAUAUUCCCACCCACUUCCUUUGUAAAUAUCUUGAUCUCCCACUGGACAGCCCGGGAACUCUCUCCUCCUGGUCUGGAUGGCCGGGAGGAGCAUCAGACCCUUCAUGUGAGUCUGGGGUCAGCCUUCACACGUGCUUUCCCACAGCCCACCAGCAGCCCACCCCACUCAGGCCUGAGCCAUGUGUGACUCUGGGAAGGGCUCGAGAUGCUGGGGAGCUGAUCGACUCCCCCGACCCAACAUCCUCCUGGAAAGAGUCAGUUUCCGAGAGUGUGGCCUGUCCCGAAGAACGAUGGGGAAGGGUACCCCAAUCUCCACCAUGGUCUCACCUUUGGGUCAGACACUGCUUGGGAUAACCCUCCCGUGUCUCACAGGUUAGGCCCGUGCACCUUGCACACGUGCGCACAUACACACACACAACCACAGCACUGCAGUAUGUUCUUGCCAAAGAUUUCCUUUAAAAGAAAGCACUUUUAAUAAUUAUUGUUAUUAUUGUGUGAAUGUUUAUCCUUUUCUCUCCCCAUCCCUCUCCCCAACCUUUUUUGCUGUUGUUAUUUUGCUGUUGUUUAUUGUCAGCCAGGAGAGUGCCGUCUGGUCUUGAAAGUGGGCUGGGGAGUUGGGGAUGGGAAAGGGUCUGGGAGGAGUUGGCGAGAAAGAGCUGGAGGCUGGAGAGGCCUGGUCAGCUUGUGAUGCAGGGAUGCAGACCCCAGGCAAGCUCAGGCCCCAGCCCCAGGCCCAGCCUGUGUCUUGCUGUGCAUCCAGGCCUCUGAGGCAGCCGAGGCCUUACCGUAGCUGCCCUGUAUGGUGUCUGGAGGAAACAGGGGGCAGGGAAGUGACAGCCCUCCAAUUCAGCAGGGAGAGAGGCCCAGCAAGGUCCCCGUGGCCCUUCCCAGAUGGAGCGAGAGGGGAGGACUGGGCAUUGGAAUAGUGGAGAGGUGAGCCCAGAGGGGAAAUGGGGAGGAAGGGAACAGUUUGAUGGAGCUCCAGGGCUGAGCGGAUGCCUCUGCCCUGCGAUCGUGGUGUUCUGGCUCCCUCCUCCAGCCAGGUGUUCCAGGGACAGAGACAUUGUGUCCUAGGUUUGGGAAAGGCCCUUUGACCCAGGUCCUCAUUGGAGCCUCUCCCGCAGCAGCUCCAAAUGCUCGUGGACUGCCAGGAUUCGUUCUUCCCUGGCAGAGUUUUGAGGGAUCCCUGGGUGUGUCAGAGACAGGCAGGAUAGGGGUGGGGGGACCUGGUGGCUCUGUGACCAUAAGAGGGAGCCCAAGGGGCACGUGUGAUUCUCUGUAAAGGGGGUCCCGAGGGAGAUGAGUCGAACAUCCUUCUGCCCACUCGGAUGGGCCGAGCAGAGGUUGGGCAGACCCCUGGUGCCACCCAGGGGUCUGUGGACGAGUCUGUACGUGGAACAGUGUCCGUGGCCCCCUUCCCUGGGAUGUUCGUUCAUCACCCCCGCCUCCUGGGUCUUCUCCCCUGCUUUGGUCUUUCCCAGCUUCAGGAUCUGGAUCUGGGCGGGGGGCGGGGGGGAUCAAGGAGGCCGAUGCCCUUUCCGAGGGCUGCCUCCUGCUCCUACAUCUCUCCACCCUUGGGAUCCUUGGAGAGGCUGGGGGCAGAGUCCCGGGGCUACUUUUCACCCGGGUCGAGGCCCCGGAAUCCCGAGACUGGAGUGCCCUGGCCAGUGGUAACACAGAACGUGUGCGCGCGCGUGUGCAAGUGUGGGUGUAUGUGUGUGCGUUUUUUGCUUGUCUCUUUAGGGAACUUAGGAGUCGGGUUGGAGGUGGUUGGCAAUGGGAUGUCAAGUUCACUAUCACCCAGCGGCGGAAGGAAUCAGGAGGCAGGGCUCGUAGGGCCCCUGAUUGGGGGAAUCUCAGUGUCGGUGACGGUGGGAUCAACCACACAGGGUGGCGCUCCUCUGUCCUCAGAUGUUGAAGUGUUGGAGGACCUCUGUUUAUUUCCCACGCUUGGACUUUUCCCAGCUGCGAGGUAAUUGGAGAGGGAUAGCCCACUUUUGUUUCUAAUCAGUGUUCCACAGCUUGAGACUCUCCUGCGUGUCCACAUGUGUGGCUCAUGUGUGUGACAGAGCACAUCUGUGCGUGCAUGCUGUGUUUCCCCACCUCUCCCCUCUCUGACAUGUCAUUCAAAACAAAUGUAAGAAAUUCCUCACUCCAUCCCCUCCUGCCUCCCAGACCCUCUGCAGGAAAAACCGAAUAACCCAGCAUCCUCCUGAUGCCCUGGCUGUGUAUUUAUAUAGAUGGAAAUAUACUUUCUAUUUUGUAUCAUCGUGCCUAUAAUCUCUGUCACCUUGUAUAAACCCUGAUGUAUGCUACUUACCCUGGAUAUGAAUGUAUUGUACACUGAUGCUGUCCCACUCCUGUACAGCUGCUUUGUUUCUUUGCAAUCCAUGGUAUGGCUUUAUAAA